AUUCUGAGCAGAGAAAGAAAGAAAGAAAGGAAACACUAUUGAAGAUGGCAGGUGGAUCUUUUGGUCCAACUGGUGUGGCUAAAGAGAGAGCCGAUCAAUAUCAAGGCAAGGUUACCUCUUACGUGAUUGUUUCCUGUUUGGUGGCUGCAAUCGGCGGUUCUAUUUUCGGUUAUGACAUCGGAAUUUCAGGAGGAGUGACAUCCAUGGAUGGAUUCCUCCAGAAAUUCUUCCCAACUGUAUACAAAAGCAAAAGUCAUCAUCACGAGAAUAACUAUUGCAAGUACAAUAACCAAGGCCUAUCGGCAUUUACUUCUUCUCUAUAUCUUGCUGGUUUAGUUUCAUCAUUGGUUGCAUCUCCGAUUACGAGCAAGUUUGGACGUCGAGGAAGUAUAAUAUGUGGGGGUGUCAGUUUCAUAGUUGGCGCCACUUUGGAUGCUUCGGCUGUGAAUCUAACCAUGCUUAUUUUAGGAAGAAUCAUGCUUGGUGUCGGCAUUGGAUUUGGAAACCAGGCGGUGCCUGUAUACUUAUCGGAGAUGGCUCCACAUCAUCUGCGAGGAGGAUUGAACAUGAUGUUUCAGCUGGCAACUACACUAGGAAUCUUCACUGCAAACAUGAUCAAUUUUGGUACAGAAAAAAUCAGACCAUGGGGAUGGAGGGUCUCCCUGGGAUUGGCAGCUGCACCGGCUCUCAUGAUGACAGUUGGAGGUAUUCUCCUUCCUGAGACACCCAAUAGCUUAAUCGAAAGAGGGUUAAUCGAGAAAGGAAGAAUAGUUCUAGAGAAAAUUAGAGGAACCAGCAAUAUACAUGCAGAAAUGCAAGACAUAGUUGAUGCAAGUGAAAUAGCAAAUUCAGUUAAGCAUCCAUUCAGAAACAUAUUGGAGAGAAGGAACAGACCUGAGUUGGUUAUGGCGAUUCUCAUGCCUACAUUCCAGAUUCUCACAGGAAUCAAUUCAAUUCUUUUUUACGCGCCAGUUUUGUUUCAGAGUAUGGGAUUUGGAGGAAAGGCUUCGCUUUACUCAUCAGCAUUGACCGGAGCAGUUCUUGCCUCGUCGACCCUAGUCUCGAUUGCUACUGUUGAUAAAUGGGGUAGAAGAAAACUGCUCAUUUGUGGAGGUAUACAAAUGAUCAUUUGUCAGGUGAUUGUAGCAGUAAUCUUGGGGGUUGAGUUCAGAAGCAACAAAGAGCUAUCGAAAGGGUUCUCGAUUUUGGUGGUGGUUGUUAUCUGUCUCUUUGUGGCGGCGUUUGGAUGGUCUUGGGGUCCACUUGGAUGGACGGUGCCAAGCGAGAUCUUCCCAUUGGAGAUAAGAUCAGCCGGACAGAGCAUAACUGUAGCUGUUAACCUUUUCUUCACGUUUGUUAUAGGCCAAUCUUUUCUUUCACUCUUGUGUGCCUUAAAAUUUGGGAUCUUCCUUUUCUUCGCUGGCUGGAUCGUAUUAAUGACAGUCUUUGUCUGGUUUUUCCUGCCCGAAACAAAGGGAGUCCCCAUAGAAGAGAUGGUCUUCUUGUGGAGGAAACAUUGGUUCUGGAAAAGGAUUGUGCCUAGAACCUAAAUAGAGAGAUAGAUACCCAAGUGUUGAUGACAAUAACUCAAUAUUAUCAUGGUAAGUUAAGUUAGCUAAAAUUAAACCAUUCUGAGUUGAUUUGUCUGUAA
This is a messenger RNA of Impatiens glandulifera, 1651 nucleotides long. RefSeq names its product sugar transport protein 7. Gene Ontology annotation, molecular function: monosaccharide transmembrane transporter activity. NCBI's taxonomy places the organism in Eukaryota, Viridiplantae, Streptophyta, Magnoliopsida, Ericales, Balsaminaceae. The record is from RefSeq and is a predicted model, not a curated record. The transcript has 3 exons. Gene Ontology annotation, cellular component: membrane. Gene Ontology annotation, biological process: monosaccharide transmembrane transport. Bases 45 to 1550 code for a protein of 501 amino acids.